AUGAUUGAUUUUACAUGGUAUGGAAAAAAAGUACUCGAAAAUUAAGACAGUCAUUUCAGUUCAGCAGACAGCUAAGAAAGCCUGCAAAAUAAUAGAAGCAGGUAACAUACUAGAAGAAUGAGCUUAAAUUAAACACCUUUCUUCAAUCAUAUGAAUUAAGAUUAGGAAGAAAUAAAUUCAAUAUAAUAAAAGGAAGAAGGUUUAAAAACUCCUUUAAGUGCCAGAAAUUCUACCAAAAAAGAACAUUCAUAUAGUGUUAACAAAAAUAAAGAUUAAUUGAAAGACAUUAUGAAAGAUUAUCCAUAAUUUAAUAGUUAAGUAGCAGCUGAUUAUUUUUUAAACUUAAAUAAUUCUAGGUUGCAAUCAUUCCAUAACAAAUAAAUGAAGAAAUCUUCGUAAAAGCUAGAUAGUUCAGAUAGAAAUAACUCUAUUAAAAGUUAGAAAUAAAAUCAUGAUUAAAAUUAAGAUGAAAAUAUCAGCAUGCUUGAUAGUUUAGAGAGAGAUUUCAAUAUAUAAAAUGAAAUUUAUAAACUCAGAUACCAAAAAAUUUCUUUUCCCUAAAAGUAUAAUUAAUAAAGCUAAGAUUAAAGUUCUUUAAGAAAUCUAUUAAAUAGAAUGCCUUUAAAUACAAUAUCAAGAAAUAGCAUUGAAUAGUUGAAAAAAAAUGACUAAAUUGAGUAGGGUGAUGAUACUACAGUUACAAUAAAAAUGCCUAAAUUAACAAGUGAAAAUACUUAAAUACUAGAAAUACCAUAAAUAACUCCAAGGAGAGGUUAGAUUCAAUAAAUUAAAUAAAACCCAAACAACUCAGAAUCAAACAAGAAAAUUUAUAAAAAUCCUUAAAAUAUACCAAAAGAAUAAUAACUUUCAAAUUAGUAAAGACAACGAAGAACUUCAUUUGAUAGAGAUUCUGAUUUAUAAAGCUUCUCUAAAUAAAAUAGAAAUUCAAUAAAUAGCUUAGAUUCUAAAUAGUUUUAAUAAAAAAAUGUUUAAAAUGCUUUAAAAAAUAAUUACUUCAUGAAAGAAUAAAAUAAAUAAUAUAUUAAUAGAGAAAAUAAUUUUAAAAAUAUAACUUAAUCGACUAACAGUGAAAUAUAGAAUGAUGAAGAUGAUAGUAAAAGCUUAAAUUUGGUUUAGCAAAAGAUUAGUAAAAGAUAACAAAUUUCAAACCAUAACAAAUCAAACGAAGAAGUUAUUCAAGAAAUUUAUAAAGAUAUAAAGGAAAACAACAACAAUAAAAACGACUCUUACUCAAAAGAAAGCAUGACGGAAAAAAAUAAAUAAGAAGAAAAAUAUAACGAAUAAUAAUAGAAAGAGUUGAACAGAUUUAUCUAUAAAAUACAAAAAUAAGUAGGUAAUUACAGAUAUAGUGAAGCUAUUUAAAAAUUUUAUGAGUUUGAAAAGAAAUAUUCUAUUGAUUCAGUUAAUUAGUAAUCGUAGUUAGGUAAUUCUAGCAACAACAUGAAAAAAUCUAUAUAAUUUGCAUAUGCUACUUAAUAAUCAGUAAAUUAGUCUAAGCGUUCAAAAAAUGAAAACUAAACUUUAGAUACAAUGAACAGUUCAUAAAGUUAGCAAAAUUCUUAAAUCAUAGAAAAAUAAAAAAAAAACAAUGAAAUGAAAUAAAGUGUAAAAAGUUAAACAAGUUAAACAAUUUAAGAAAUAACUUAACAAGAUUAAUAUUUGGAUCAAAUGGAUUCGAAAAUAAACAAAGCUUUCUAAGAGCAAAGAAGAUAAUCAAACACAUAGAAAAAUAAAUUAUUACAAAGUAAUGGUAAGGAACAAUUACAAAACUUAGUUUAAAAUAGGGCAAACAGCCAAGAUUUCUAAAAAAGACAAGAAAAUUUAGAUCAAAAUUAAAUGACAGACAAGAUAGACUUGAAGAAAUAUAAGAAUACUAAUAAUAGAAAUUCUUAGAACUAAUUAAGUCCAGAAAAGCUGAAGCUAUUAAGUGUGCCUCGCUACUUAUCAGAAAGAGCUUAAUAAAAAAAACUAAAAUAUUAAUUUUGUGGAAGAUAAAAAUGCUUUUCACCAGAUUAAAAUGAUUAAAAUAUUUAUAAAGAAUAUUAAAAUUUAUUAAAGACAAAUAAAAUAUGA
Messenger RNA from Tetrahymena thermophila SB210, 2094 nucleotides. RefSeq lists its product as hypothetical. The transcript has a single exon. The record is from RefSeq and is a predicted model, not a curated record. NCBI's taxonomy places the organism in Eukaryota, Ciliophora, Oligohymenophorea, Hymenostomatida, Tetrahymenidae.